AUGUUGCUCUUCGUGGAGCAGGUGACAUCUAAAGGCACUGAUUUAAAUCCUAAUACCAAAGUAUGGCAAGAAAUUCCUUCUGGAAAUCCAGAUGGCACUCCUGUAACAGAAAACCCUUGGCAUGAAACUGCAGCCACAUCUGGAUCUCAUCCUGAGGGUAAUCCAGAACUUUCAGAAGAUAUGUGCAAGGAGUAUGAAGUCAUGUAUUCUCCCGCUUGUGAAACCACAAGAAAUACUACAGACAUCGAAGAGUCAGCUGAUGGAAUGAUUUUAGGACCAGAAGAUCUGAGUUACCAAAUAUACGAUGUUUCUGGAGAAAGCAAUUCAACAAUUUCUACAGAAGAUUUAAAAGGAUGUCUGAGAAAACAAUUAGAGUUCUGUUUUUCACGAGAAAAUUUUUCAAAGGAUCUUUACUUGAUAUCUCAAAUGGAUAGUGAUCAGUUCAUCCCAAUAUGGACAGUUGCCAACAUGGAAGAAAUAAAAAAAAAAAAACUGACCACAGAUCUGGAUUUAAUUCUUGAAGUGUUGAGAUCUUCCCCGAUGGUACAAGUUGAUGAGAAGGGGGAGAAGGUGAGACCCAGUCAUAAGCGUUGUGUUGUAAUUCUCAGAGAAAUUCCUGAAACUACACCAGUAGAGGAAGUGAAAGCUUUGUUUAAAAAUGAAAACUGCCCAAAAGUCAUAAGCUGUGAAUUUGCACACAACAGCAAUUGGUAUAUUACUUUCCAGUCAGACACGGAUGCACAACAGGCCUUUAAAUAUUUAAGAGAAGAAGUUAAAACAUUUCAGGGCAAGCCAAUUCUGGCAAGGAUAAAAGCCAUUAAUACGUUUUUUGCUAAGAAUGGUUAUCGAUUAAUGGAUUCUAGUCUGUAUACUCAACCCAUUCAGACUCCAACCCAAUAUCCCUCACCAGUUUUUAAGCAGCCAGUGUAUAACCCUCAUCAGCAGUACUCAGUGUAUAGUAUUGUGCCUCAGUCUUGGUCUCCAAGCCCUGCACCCUACUUUGAAACACCACUGGCUCCUUUCCCUAAUGGUAGUUUUAUGAAUGGCUUUAGUUCACUGGGAUCUUAUAAAACAAAUGCUGCUGCUGUGAACAUGGGCUGACCAUUCCAAAAAAAUCGUGUGAAGCCUCAUUUUAGGUCAUCCAGUGGUUCAGAACACUCAGCAGAGGGCUCUGUGUCAUUGGGGGAUGGACCAUUAAGUAGAUGUAAUUCAAGGAACUUUCUCUCUGAACGGCAUAACUCUACAGUAACAGGGAGUCAAGAACAAGCUUAUGUUCCAAAGGAAGCUCCCAUUUUACAGAUGGAACAGAAUGGGGACCUUGUUAGGGGCAGGGGGGCUCUUUUCAGAGGUCGAAGGCGAAGAGAUGAUGACAGGGUUCCAAGACCUCAGCCUUCAACAACUGAAGUGAAGGCUCCAACACCAAAGUUUGACUUACUAGCUACAAAUUUUCCUCCCUUACCUGGAAGUUCGUCAAGAAUGCCAGAUGAGCUUGUUCUGGAGAAUAGAAUGUCUGAUGUGGUUAAAGGUGUCUACAAAGAAAAGGACAAUGAAGACUUGAGAGUUAGUUGCCCAGUUCCUGCAGAGGAUGAACAGGCAGACAGUGCUUCUGCCCAGCAACUCAGCAGAAGUCCCGGUCCUUCAUGUCCAACUGAGCUUCCUGUGUUAAGCACAACUCAGCAAGAAAAGGAACAAUUGGAGGAUUCUACAGUUCCAAAGGAUGUUCUCAGUCAGAUGACUAUACCAGUUUCUUCUCCAGCUACUGCAAAGUCAUCAAGGGCAGACACUGCUUCCUGCAAUAGCAACAUCAGUGCACCCACCAUUGUGAAUCUACAGGAACCUCGAAAGUUAAGUUAUGCUGAGGUGUGUCAGAAGCCUCCUAAAGAGCCAUCUCCAGUUCCUGUCCGGCCACUACGGGAACUGAGAUUCAAUAUUGCGUCUCCCACCAGAAAUGAAGAGAAUAGAUCUCCUGAGAAGCCUGUUGAAAAAACAUAUGAGAAACCAGAAACAAGGGCUAGUAAGGAUCAUUCUGGCUUCCGCGACAGUCCCAUUCCCAGGGGAGCAGCUGGAAAAAUCAGGGAACAGAGACGGCAGUUUAGCCAUAGGGCUAUACCUCAGGGAGUGACUCGACGUAACUGGAAAGAGCAGUUUGUGCCACCCAGAUCACCAAAGUAAAACACAACCGUAACAGAAGCUACUCAGAAACUUCUCUCU
Molecule: messenger RNA, 2211 nt
Organism: Chionomys nivalis (European snow vole)
Lineage: Eukaryota; Metazoa; Chordata; Mammalia; Rodentia; Cricetidae
Product: la-related protein 4-like
Biological process (GO): positive regulation of translation
Cellular component (GO): cytosol; cytoplasmic stress granule
Molecular function (GO): mRNA 3'-UTR binding
Source: RefSeq, a predicted model, not a curated record